Spirometra erinaceieuropaei is the source of this 4528-nucleotide messenger RNA. The record is from the annotation of a GenBank genome assembly. Lineage: Eukaryota; Metazoa; Platyhelminthes; Cestoda; Diphyllobothriidea; Diphyllobothriidae.
AUGACCUCUGCCGACGCGGGCGUUGAAGUCGCCAAGGACAAUAAACUUAUCCGCGUUCGGCAUAGACGACAGGAGGGCGCGCAGGUCCACGUAGAAUAUGUCCCUUGCGGCGUCAGGGCUGGUCGUCGGCGGAGCGUACACGCGGAUGAUGGUGAAGAAUUUGCCCCCACUCCGGAGAGGCAGACGGAGGCUCAUCAGGCGAUCAUUUAUGCCCUGCGGCAGACGGGGCAGCCGUCCCCCGAUGUCGUUCCGGAUGGCGAGGGCGACACCCGCGUCUCGUCGCUCCGCCCUGGGGCGACCGCUUCAGAAGGUGUGGCCGGCCCCCACCUCCUCCAGUUGAUCUUGUUCGGAUAAGCGGGUCUGGCUGAGUGCAGCGAUGUCCACGCUGUAGCGCGCCAGUUCCUGAGCCACUAGCGCCAUCCUCCGUUCCGGUCGGUUGCUCCUCGGAUUUUCUAAAAUGAAACGAACAUUCCAGGCUGCUAGAGUGAGGGGGCUCGCCCUACCAGUGGGGUGGCGGGAAGAAGGAGGAUAAGAAGGAGAAGAAGAAACAGGUGUGGAGGAAGAAUAAGAAAACUAAGGAAGAGAACGAGUGUUGUUGUUGUUUUUUGUUGGAUGUUUCGACCGUGAGUUUAACGUCUGCGACCACGGUCAGCCUGCAGACGGCGUGGUUCCCCAGCAUUUGUUUAGAACACCUCUUCUGGCCGAUUCCUCUCACGGGUGUGAGUAGUCUCACCCUAAAUAGGACCGCUCAGUUAUGCCAGGUGCUGUCGAACUCCAAUAUGAGCCACGUCUUUUAUGAAAUCAAGGAACGACCCGAGUUAGCCUGGAGAGCCUAUCACAUUGCCGUAAGCUUGUGCCCUCCUGCGGUGUACCUGACGGAGCCUCGUCUCGACGAUGCCAAUGCAAAGAUCCAUUCGGCCGGCAUAGCCGGGAUUACCGUGUGCGGAUGUGCACACUCGGAUACCCUCACCUGGUUUAGCCCACCAGUCGAGAUGGUUACCGGGAUAUGGCUGCUAGGCAGAGCCUAGUUUCGGAGAGCCAUAGGUGAGAAUUGGGUGACAGCAAAUGGACGCUAGGCGUAGUCUGCAGCUACAAGCAAGUGAGCGACCUACUACGACCUCCCUCGUCUGCCGCAAAGAUUGUGGUGGCCUAAAAACCAAAGUGUUCAGGAAAGCGACAAAUACGACGCAAAUACUGAACUUCAUCAGCAACCACCCGACCGGUCACAAACGCAGUUGCGUAAGGACGCUAUACCGGCGCGUAGAGGCGCACUGCAGUGAAAUGGAAGACAAAGGUGAUGAAUUAAAAUAUCUUCGACGGGUACUGAGAGCCAAUUGCUGCCCGAUCAACUUUUUCAACCAAUGCAUACGAAGACGACACCAGAGACCAUGUCCAACCGGUCCCAAAUUUUGGCGGGCUCUUCUGUGCGUGAAGAACGUCUCGGACGCCGUCCAUCGUCUUCUUACUCCAAUUGGAGUUAGGGUGGCACACCGGCCAGAAGCAACCAUUAGGAGCCAAGUCAUGAGGCCGAAAGACCCACUGCCACGGCGGGAAACGUCAGGAGUCAUUUACCAGAUCUGGGGCAAUUGCGGACAAAGCAACUACGUCGGAGAAACUGGGAGAUUACUCCGGAUGCGAAUAGCCGAGUACACAGCAGCAGUUAGGUGGGGAGACGUUAGCUCUCAGGUGGCGGCUCCGUUGACGGGAUCCGGCCAUAGUUUCAAGUUUCAAGAGGCCGAAAUCCUCGCAAGGGGUGACAACCGCGUGAGCCGCGGGUUGCUCGAGUAAUGGUUCUCAGGCCCGUAAUCCAACAACAAGCGCAAUGACCUCCCGUUACCAUAGUCCGUGCUGUGACUACCCCUGGGCAGGGGAAUCAGUCACGUGAGUGGGGGGAGGGCGGACAAUUAUUCCAAUGGCAGUCUGCCAAUUUGCCGGCCAAAAGUCACACCAGCAUCUAACACGGAUGACGAAAUCACGGUAAUUAAUGACUCGGACGCGGGCUGACAAGUCACCCUCACUUGAAUCACAUAGAUGUCCUAAAAUUUCUUAUCAUUGUAACCAUUUCUACAACCUAAGACCAAACUCUUAAUUAUAAAUUUUGAAACGGACACAACUUUCAAUAAAAUGCACAGAAACAAGGUACACAGGCAUGCAACAGAACCUAAGAAGUUGUCUUUCAGAUGACGGAAGUCCCCCAGGCAGCUCAGAAAAGUCUCAUUCCAGAGUCAACCCUGUGGUGCUUCCGAAGCUUCUUGAGAUAGUGUUGUAUGCAAAUGAGCACUUCAGACUCAUUUAGGUAAUUCCUUCUAAUCAAACCCAUAUUUCAAAACUUCAGUCAAAGUUUCAUGAGUUUUAUCACCUAACUUGGAAUUAUAUAUAUUUUUUACCUUCUUCACUGGUUUCUGAAAUUACUGGAGGCGUCGUCCAAUAUUAGUGGAGUUCCGCUCAUAGCUGUUUGGCGCAGCAUCUGUCGCAGAUCAAGCAAUCGACCCACAAAAACUGGGCCUGUGCGGUACACUGGUGCAACGUGUGGACUACGCAAUGCCUAUAAGUCGGACGCACAUGCAUAAAGCUGAGUAACAAUAGUCACUGGAGAGCACACUAUCAGCCAUCGUGAUUGCGUAAUCACUUCAGUUGCCGUGGUGAUGAGCGCAGAAGACUAGUGUGAUAAUAUGGCGAUCUCUGAAAGCGGACAAAGCUCAUGGCAUUUAACAAUCCCACUCAGGCAAAGUUCUCAUCUCAACAACUCCUAGUGGCUUAAAAUACCGAGCCGGCAAUGGACAUAAAAGUAAAGUUUAUACUAUACGAUCAUACAAUAGCGACCACCAUGAAAGGGGUGUAGGAAUUUGUUGAUGGUGAGGCAUAUUUGCCAAGCAUCUAUGUGGCUCCAUCUUUCCACCGUUUUCCGACGGGGAGACAGAGUCAAGAUAAGUGGGGGUGAGUGUGAGCUUAGUGGCAGGAAAUUUCAGACCGGUCUUUUGUGCUUUCACACAAGACCUGCUUCCAACUACCCAUGUACCAGGCUGCGCCAAAGGACAUGCGUACGUGAGAUCAACGUAUUCUCACUUGCGGUAUUUCAUUUGUCAUGAUGGCGCUGACAUCUUUUGUCGAAUAGGUUUUAUAUGAGUGUUUUGUGGCCUGCUAUUCAUAGCGGUCGAAGCUCGCAAGUAUAGUGGCCCAAAAUUCAUGGAAAAGUUACCUUGUGAAACCUUGUGAUGUGGCUACAAGGACCCAUUCUCCAAGACUUUAGAGAUGCCACCAUCAUGCUCAUGCAAAACGCAAGGGGAAUUUGCAACGUCGUGAAAAUUAUGGAAAAUUCGUCAGGGUUUUACUCAAUCUAAUGGAUACGCAUACAGAGCAAGGAAUUCUUCCAGGAAAGCAGCACGCACCCCGAAAACACCGCGAAACCAAGGACAUUGUCUUUGCUGUCCACGACAGGAUGAGGAACCGCAUCACAGAAAAUGACGAAAGGCCAGAGGCAUUCGGGAGGAAAUUGAGGCGAAGCAGGACUACGUAGACGCUCCCCUUUCAUUUAGACUCGGACUCUCGCCCGUACUGUUGGACGUCUAACGUGAGGAGCGGCUGCGAAUCAACAUCAAUUAUCUCCCGACAUCCGUUGUAUGACAGCAUCUUUGAGAGUAAUCAGGCCAGGGUCCACGACCUAUUAAUAGCAGAUCACUGUGUGCUUGUUUCGUCUAAUGUCAGCAGUCUGAGAGCUGUGAGGAAUAGUUUAUUCUGUACACAGGGCAGGUUGCCCUAAGUUGGCUGUUUGCUUACAACAGAGAGAAGCGUCCGUUCACGGAGAGCGUCAGUCGCGGUGUGUCGUUUACGCGGGGAUGAACGUCUGUGUCAGUAGGUGGGGGUGACUGGUUGAGUGCUGGUCAUGAGAUUGGACGUAUUAGGGGGACUCAUAACCAGGGGGGCUCACGGGUAUCAAGCCAGGUCAUCCGACGCGCGUGCGGUGAUACUAGUUUGUUAGGGCAGCCGGGCAGCUGGACAGGAGGGGCCCCAGUUCUAGGAGGCGAGGGUGGUCAUGUGUCAGCGGCCUGGCAACGAUUGUCGCGGCCAUCGACCGACAAAACGCAGCCGGAGAAAAGGGGGACUGGAGCGGCCGCUACAUGCGAAACAUUAAAACGGGUGUGCACAAACUCGCGUAUCUUGGGUGUACAACUGCACGAAACACCACGAUUGACAACGAAGUCGAACUCAUGAUUUCAAAAUAAAGCGACUUCCUUUCUCUUUCUCUCUCUCUUCCUCUCUCUCUCUCUCUCUCUCUCUCUCUCUCUUUUCUCAAGCCAUAAAUCCGAUUUUCGAAACCAGCCAGAGCUUCGGUCGGCUAAAGCAUUCCGCCCAGAUUGGCCGUGGCAUUUACUACAAAACUGAGGAUGCAUGGGGCUGUUGUUCUGACAGCGCUCUUUUGCUCAACGGAAACGCGGACUGUCCAAUCAAGAAGACUCAGCCAACUUCGCCUGAAUUGCCUCUGAGGGAUGCUGAAGAUGAAGUAGCAGGAGAGGAUCCCGAGCACUGA